Messenger RNA from Tarenaya hassleriana, 1923 nucleotides. Its product is annotated as protein PAF1 homolog. Lineage: Eukaryota; Viridiplantae; Streptophyta; Magnoliopsida; Brassicales; Cleomaceae. Gene Ontology annotation, molecular function: chromatin binding; RNA polymerase II complex binding. Gene Ontology annotation, biological process: transcription elongation by RNA polymerase II. The record is from RefSeq and is a predicted model, not a curated record. Bases 96 to 1793 code for a protein of 565 amino acids. The transcript has 11 exons. Gene Ontology annotation, cellular component: Cdc73/Paf1 complex.
GUAUCCAUAAAUAUUCAUUGAAAAUCCUCCACUUCCUUGGUCAUUUCUUUUUUUUUCCUUCGUCUGUGGAUUUGCAAUCGGGAUCGUGAUCGAGGAUGGCGUCUCACCGGCCGUUCCCUCCGCCGUCGUCGUACCCUCCUCCUCCUGCGCCGCCGCCGUCGGCUCCUCCCCCGUUGGUUCCCCCUCCGCCGCAUCAACCCUACUCUUAUCCUCCUCCGCCGCAUUCUUACUACCCUCACUACCCUCAAUUCAACCACAACCAGGCACCUCCUCCACCGCCUCCGCCUCCGUCAGCUCCUCCUCCUCCUCCACCGCCUUCUCCUCCUCCGCCUCCUCCGUCUGCUCCCCCUCCGCCGGUCCCCGAUCCUCCUCCGCCUCCUCCUCAAAGCCAUGAGAACAGGCGCAGGCCUCCUCCUGUUGCACAGAGUAAGAAACCCCGAGUCGAGACAGAGGAAGAGAGGAGGCUUAGGAAGAAGAGAGAGUUGGAGAAGCAAAAGCAUCAGCAUCAGCAGCAGCAGCAGCAGCAGAUGAAGAUCUCGGAGAGGAAGCCUACGCCUCUGUUGACUGGCGAAAGGGUCGAGAAUAGGCUGAAGAAACCCACCACCUUCAUCUGCAAGCUCAAGUUCCGGAAUGAGCUCCCUGACCCAACUGCGCAGCUAAAGCUAAUGACCAUGAAGAGAGAUAAAGAUCAGUAUACGAAAUAUACCAUCACAUCGCUAGAGAAGCUGUGGAAGCCACAAAUCUUUGCGGAGCCUGAUCUUGGAAUCCCACUGGAUCUGCUUGACCUAAGCGUAUACAAUCCUCCCAAAAUCAAACCACCUCUUGCCCCUGAGGACGAGGAACUAUUGCGCGAUGAUGAUGCCAUUACAUUUAUUAAGAGAGAUGGCAUUAGGAAGAAAGACAGGCCGACCGAUAAAGGUGUUUCUUGGCUCGUAAAAACACAGUAUAUUUCUUCCAUCAGUGCGGAAUCCGCAAGACAGUCUCUAACUGAGAAACAAGCCAAGGAACUGCGAGAGAUGAAGGGAGGAUUCAACAUCUUGGAAAAUCUUAACAAUAGGGAGAGGCAAAUCAAGGAAAUCGAAGCAUCCUUUGAGGCCUGCAAAUCUCGGCCUGUUCAUGCUACAAACAAAAACUUGCACCCAGUUGAAGUUAUGCCUCUGUUGCCGUAUUUUGAUAGGUAUGAGGAGCAAUUUGUUGUAGCAAAUUUUGAUAGUGCUCCUACUGCUGAUUCUGAAUUCUUUGGCAAGUUGGAUCCAUCACUUCGUGAUGCCUAUGAGUCACGGGCUCUUCUGAAAAGUUACGCGGUGUCUGGAUCAGACCCUGCAAAUCCAGAAAAAUUUCUGGCUUACAUGGUUCCUUCCUUGGAUGAGUUGUCCAAGGACACGCACGAUGAAAAUGAAGAAAUCUCGUAUUCUUGGGUCCGGGAAUACCACUGGGACGUUCGAGGUGAUGAUGCAGAUGAUCCCACCACAUAUCUUGUGUCGUUUGAUGACAGGGUGGCUCGGUAUCUGCCCCUUCCCACAAAGCUGAACUUGAGAAAAAAGAGGGCCCGAGAAGGAAGAUCUUCGGAUGAGAUUGAGCAUUUUCCGGUACCUUCAAGGGUGACGGUAAGGCGAAGAUCUAACGUGUCGGUCAUAGAGCAUAAAGAUUCCGAGGGUUACUCAAACUCUAGGGUUGGUGGUUCGAGCUCCAAGAUGAGAAGGUUCGAGGAGGAAGGCAUUGGUCGAUCAUGGAAACAGCACAAUGAUGCCAAUGAAUACAGUGGAGGUGAAGAAGACGAGUUCUCCGAAUGAGUUGAGUGUAUGUAAAGAAUCUGAUAUAUAUUCUUUUCCAUCAUCUUCUUGUUUGUUUUAUUAGUUAUGUUGAAGAUCCCGAACCCUCCUUUCCCCAACUCAUUUUGAUAAAUAUGGAAACUUUUCAUUA